Messenger RNA from Ipomoea triloba (trilobed morning glory), 3660 nucleotides. RefSeq names its product isoleucine--tRNA ligase, cytoplasmic. The coding region runs from base 65 to 3382 and encodes 1105 amino acids. The transcript is spliced from 25 exons. Gene Ontology annotation, molecular function: ATP binding; aminoacyl-tRNA deacylase activity; isoleucine-tRNA ligase activity. NCBI's taxonomy places the organism in Eukaryota, Viridiplantae, Streptophyta, Magnoliopsida, Solanales, Convolvulaceae. The record is from RefSeq and is a predicted model, not a curated record. Gene Ontology annotation, biological process: isoleucyl-tRNA aminoacylation.
UAUUUUCAUAAGUCUCACAGCUUACAUUGCCCGCGUACACCACUAGAGCUUCAAGCAUCUUGCAAUGGAAGAUGUAUGCGAGGGCAAAGAUUUCUCCUUCCCCGAUCAGGAGGAGAAAAUCCUUCAAUGGUGGGAUGAAGUCAAGGCCUUCAAGACUCAGCUAGAGCGGACUAAGGAUAUGCCGGAGUACAUCUUCUACGACGGCCCGCCUUUCGCUACAGGUCUACCGCACUACGGCCAUAUCCUCGCCGGGACGAUCAAGGAUAUCGUCACGCGGUACCAGUCCAUGGCGGGGCACCACGUCACGCGACGCUUCGGAUGGGACUGCCACGGCCUUCCCGUCGAGCACGAGAUCGAUAAGAAGCUUGGGAUUAAGAGCCGCGAGGAUGUGAUUAAGAUGGGCAUUGACAAGUACAACGAGGAGUGCCGGGGGAUUGUGACGCGGUACGUUGCGGAGUGGGAGAAGACUGUGGUCAGGAUGGGGCGCUGGAUUGAUUUCAGAGACGAUUACAAGACUAUGGACUUGAAGUUCAUGGAGAGUGUCUGGUGGGUCUUUGCUCAGUUGUUUGACAAGGGACUUGUCUAUAGAGGCUUCAAGGUUAUGCCAUAUAGUACGGGUUGCAAAACUCCAUUAUCCAAUUUUGAAGCAAAUUCAAAUUACAAGGAAGUUCCUGAUCCUGAAAUCAUGGUAUCUUUCCCCAUAGUUGAUGAUCAUGAUGGUGCAUCUUUUGUUGCUUGGACGACGACUCCAUGGACUCUUCCUAGUAACCUUGCUCUUUGUGUGAAUGCUAAUUUUGUGUAUCUAAAGGUGCGCAACAAGUUUGAUGGGAAAAUCUAUGUGGUGGCCGAAUCUAGACUAUCUGAGCUUCCUUUAGAAAAAGCAAAAAAAGGCACCACCAAUGGUGCUGUUAAUGAUACCCAAAAUUCAAAUCCCAAGUCCAAGCCUUCUGGUGGUAAAUCAAAGAAUUUGGAUACUUACGAGAUUUUGGAUAAAAUCUCAGGGUCUUCACUUGUUGGGAAGAAGUAUGUACCAUUGUUUGAUUACUUUAAGGACUUCUCUGAUACUGCAUUCAGAGUUGUUGCAGAUGAUUAUGUUACUUCUGAUAGUGGUUCUGGCAUUGUUCACUGUGCUCCUGCAUUUGGUGAAGACGAUUAUCGUGUUUGUAUUGAAAAUCAGAUAAUUAACAAGGGGGAGAACCUGAUCGUAGCAGUGGAUGAUGAUGGUUGUUUUACUGAGAGGGUUUCUGACUUUGCUCGUCGUUAUGUAAAGGAUGCAGACAAGGAUAUUAUUCAAGCUGUUAAGGAGAAAGGAAGGCUUGUGAAGUCUGGGAAUUUUACCCAUUCCUAUCCAUUUUGUUGGAGAUCUGACACACCACUGAUUUACAGAGCAGUGCCCAGCUGGUUUGUUGCAGUAGAGAAGAUAAAGGAUCAAUUGUUAAUGAACAAUAAAGAAACAUACUGGGUUCCUGAUUUUGUGAAGGAAAAGCGCUUUCAUAAUUGGCUAGAAAAUGCAAGGGAUUGGGCUGUUAGUCGAAGUAGGUUCUGGGGAACUCCACUUCCUGUAUGGAGAAGUGAGGAUGGCGAGGAGAUUGUUGUUAUGGAUUCCAUUGAUAAACUGGAAAAGCUUUCGGGUGAAAAGGUGACAGACUUGCAUCGCCAUAAGAUUGAUCAUAUUACCAUCCCCUCUAGUCGUGGAUCUGAAUUUGGAGUUCUUCGUCGUGUGGAGGAUGUUUUUGAUUGCUGGUUUGAAAGUGGAUCCAUGCCAUAUGCUUAUAUUCACUACCCUUUUGAAAAUGUUAAACUCUUUGAAAACAAUUUUCCCGGGCAUUUUGUGGCUGAAGGGCUUGACCAAACCCGAGGAUGGUUCUAUACCCUCAUGGUCUUGUCUACUGCACUGUUUGGAAAACCUGCUUUUAGAAAUCUUAUUUGCAAUGGACUUGUCCUGGCUGAGGAUGGAAAGAAGAUGAGUAAGAGACUGAAGAACUAUCCGCAACCUACGGAAGUUAUAAAUGAUUAUGGUGCUGAUGCCUUGCGAUUAUAUCUGAUUAACUCUCCAGUUGUUCGUGCUGAGCCCUUACGGUUCAGAAAAGAGGGAGUGUAUGGAGUGGUUAAAGAUGUUUUUCUGCCAUGGUAUAAUGCAUAUAGGUUCCUUGUUCAGAAUGCAAAAAGAUUUGAGGUUGAUGGGCUUGGGGCAUUUACUCCUUUUGAUAAAAAAACUCUUCAAUCUUCUUCAAAUGUCCUUGAUCAAUGGAUCAACUCAGCGACUGAAAGUUUAGUACAUUUUGUUCGACUAGAGAUGGCUGCGUACAGAUUGUAUACGGUGGUUCCCUAUCUGUUGAAAUUUCUUGAUAACUUGACAAAUAUUUACGUGCGGUUCAAUCGUAAGAGGCUUAAAGGUCGUACAGGCGAGGAGGAUUGCAAAACAGCUCUGUCUACUCUCUACCAUGUGCUCUUAACUUCAUGCAAAGCAAUGGCUCCAUUCACACCUUUCUUUACUGAGGUUCUAUAUCAAAAUUUAAGAAAAGUUCUCAAUGGAUCAGAGGGUAGUAUUCAUUAUUGUAGUUUUCCGGAAGUAGAGGGGAAGAGAUGGGAACGGAUUGAACAAAGUGUUAGUAGGAUGACGACGGUCAUUGAUCUUGCCCGUAAUAUCCGUGAGCGCCGUAACAAACCUCUAAAAACACCACUAAGGAACAUGGUGGUCGUACAUCCAGAUGAAGAUUUUCUUCAGGAUAUCAAGGAGAAACUAAAAGAGUUUGUGUUAGAGGAACUCAAUGUUCUGUCUUUGGAGACAUGUAGUAAUACUUUGGAAUAUGCAUCUUUACGCGCUGAACCUGACUUCAGUGUGUUAGGAAAAAGACUAGGAAAGUCAAUGGGAGAAGUUGCAAAGGCAGUCAAGGCAAUGUCAACCGAAGAUAUUCUGGCUUUUGAGAAAGCUGGAGAACUUACCUUUGCAAAACACACUUUGAAGCUUAGUGAUAUUAAGAUUAUCCGGGGUUUUAAGCGUCCUGAUAAUCGGACAGAGGAUGAGAUAGAUGCAGCUGGAGAUGGUGAUGUGUUGGUGGUAUUGGAUUUGGUGAUAGAUGAGUCACAACUCAAGACUGGAGCUGCUCGCGAGAUUGUUAAUAGAGUUCAGAGGUUGAAAAAGGAAUCUGCACUUGAGCCGACGGAUGUAGUUCAGGUCUACUUCAGAGCAAUAGACGAUGAUAAAUCAGUUUCUCAGCAGGUUUUGGAGACACAGAAACAAUACAUUACUGAUGCAAUUGCAUCUCCAUUGCUUCCUGCUGACUCGAUUCCACCAAGUGCUGUGAUUCUCGGAGAAAAAAGUUUCGAUGGAGUGUCAGACCUCAAACUCUCGUUUACAAUCACCUUAGCAAGAGCUUAGAAAAUCCAAGUGUUUUUUUGUUGUUUCUGUGUUUCGGGUUAUGGUGCAAGCAAGGUCAGGUCAUCAAGUUUGUUUUUAGUAUUUUGACUUAUUUGAGGAUGAGGGAUGGAUGGAUCACACACUGCUAGACACAGUUUAUCAAAGAUAUGUAACAAAAUACGCACUUUUCUCAUAUCAAAAUUUGUAACAAAAAUAUGCUACCAUUGCUUUUACUCCAUAGUAUCUGCCUUUAUAGUAUUAUCAUUUGCAUAAUAAUAUACUCCGUAUGUUUUAGAAUA